AUGGCGGCAGUUUUCUAUGGUUGUGUCCCAUUAAAUGCUGUUCAGCUUCUCUGGGUGAACCUACUCAUAGUAGCUCUUGUACCACUGUCAUUGGUUACUAAACCUCCAGCAGAUGAACUGAUGCCGAGACUCCUUGUCAAACCCGGACAACCUCCUAAAAGAUAUGUAAAGUGGAAGAGACUGCUUGUUCAGGUCCUGUACCAAAUUGUUGCCAUUCUUAUCAUCAAUUUUCAAGGACGGAGUUUACUGAAAAGUUAUAACCGCGGUCAUGCCAUCAAAGUGAAGAACACAAUGAUAUUUAAUACAUUUGUUGUUUGUCAAAUUAUACAUGAAUUGGAAGCUCGAAAGAAGGGUAUACUAUCGAAGCCUAAGAAGUGGAUUACUUCGAACUAUCUCUUUAUGGGAAUAGUUGGAAUAAUUCUCAUAAGUCAGUUUAUCGUCAUUGAGUUUCUAGGGAAAGCAUUCUCCGCAGUGGCGCUUAACCAGAAAGAGUGGCAGUUUUCCCUCACUCUUGGUUUUACCGAGUAA
Prunus armeniaca (apricot) is the source of this 528-nucleotide messenger RNA. The record is from the annotation of a GenBank genome assembly. Lineage: Eukaryota; Viridiplantae; Streptophyta; Magnoliopsida; Rosales; Rosaceae.